AUGGCACUACCUAUGCUUGUGACCGGGGCGGAAUGCGGGCCUGUCAACCCCUUGCAAGGACUAGCGAAGAGGCUCGAUCAAGAUCGAGGUUUACAGCAAGAUUACUUUGGUGCAUCCGGUGCUGGGAGCUCUAAAGAGGCCUUCCGGUCACAGCAGGCCGCUGCUCCAGGUUUCCAGCAGGAUGCUGCCCGUUUUUUCUCCGAAGCGCGAAGUCCAGUCCCCAGCUUUCCAGGAGCAUCUUCAUUCGAUAUGUCGGCUCUGAGGGUGUCUAUUCCGCCCGUACAAACCAGGCCUAUGCAAACUAUCCCAGGACCUUCAUCUGCCGGGGUGGAUUGGGCGGCGGACUUCAUGCAGAUCAUGCCUGGUCCGUCGUCGAGCAGGCAGGAGCGCAAGAUCGCGGCUCCAGUACCUAGCGCUCAAACACAGGCCCAUCAACAACCGUCCUCGCUGGGGCCGCUGCAACACCAACCACCCCUUGGGGUCAUGAACCAGCCAAACCCUCUAUGGUCUGCGCCCGUGCAAGCCCAUAUUAUGAGCCCCAUGCCAUUCGCCCCCGCUCAGAUAUCUCACGCUCAAGAAGAACGACAGAUAACUCAACACGAUGCUGCCAAAUGGGAGAAAGCUUUCCUCACCCAAUUUCAUCGGGGAGACUUCAUUCCAGAUUCGCAAAUCUCAUCUGAACCAACGACAUCGCAACCUGAGACACAGAACGCGGCGGUGGAGCAGGACGAGCUCGCACGGACCGCGGGGCGCCUCAUCGAGGCCAUAUCGCACGAGCAGAAUCCCAAGUUCAAGAACAGCCAGUUUCUGGGCAUGAUGCGCCAGCUUCGCGAUCGGGAGAUGGUCGUCGAAGGAAACCAAAUGGUCGAGGCUGAUCCGGCGGGCGUUUUGACCACGGGCGCGGAGGUCAAGGUAGACCUCAAGGGCAAGGGAAGAGCAGAACCCAACACUUUGGCUUCUGUUCAAAUGACCGGUCGAUGGAAAGAACCAGGGGAGCCUAUUGUAGGGUCCGAAAUCCUCACCGAGUCCCCUUUCCAAGUGUUGACCAACGCCUUGGCGCAAGUGACUGAGAAAACGAGUGCAGAAAACGCGGCAUCCGCGGAGAGCCGGGAGGAGGACCCGAACGACGCAUACUUUCGUCAGGAGAACGAGGAGUACGCCAAUUUCAUGAAUGAGAUGUACGCGGACCACUACGAGGCAACCGCCUCUGGCUCUACGUCGACAUCCGCGCAGCAGGCGGAGUGGGGCCACCUACAAGAGAGCUGGGAUCGGUUUGAGGCGACAAGCGUGGGCAUCCGACGAAUGUCGCAGUAUACCUUCACGGCGAACAAUCCGUAUGUGCUCGGUGAAGCGUCGCGGACGAGACACCAUAUGAUGCAUACCAAAGACUUAACCCAUUACCAGAAUGUGUUGGAGAUGGAAGCGGCCGUUCAGCGCGACCCAAACAACGCGCGCGCCUGGUACGAGCUCGGUGUCAAGCAACAAGAGAAUGAACGUGAAGCCAAGGCGAUCGCCGCGCUCCAGCGUUCGCUGGAGCUUGACCCGGAGCAUCUCCCGUCCUGGUUGGCGCUUGCGAUUUCGUACACGAACGAAGGAAACCGUAUGGGCAGCUUCCACGCGAUCAGGGAAUGGGUCGGCAGGAACAAGACGUACGAGGGCGCGGUACGGGAGCACCGAAGCCUGCGGUCCGAGGCGGAGGUGGAUGGCGCGGGGCAGUCAGAGAGGGUGAAGGACUUGGUCGACUGCCUGAUUACUAUGGCGAGAAGCCGGGCUGGGAGCGAGCUCGACGCGGACAUCCAGAUUGCGUUGGCUGUCUUACUGAACAACCAUGAGGAUUAUGCCAAGUCGCGGGACUGCUUCCGUGCCGCACUUGAAGUGCGACCGGAGGACUGGCAGCUCUGGAACCGCGUAGGCGCUACAUUGGCCAACAGCGGAAACGCGGAGGAAGCGCUGCAUUAUUACACUCAAGCAUUGGAGCUGAACCCUGUCUACAUUCGGGCCCGAUACAAUGUAGGGAUUGCGCUCAUCAACCUUCGUAGAUACGAAGAGGCUGCGCAACACUUUUUGGACGCACUAGCGCUACAAGAGAGCGAGAGCGUGCGCGACGCAAACGGCGUGGACGACAAACGUGGUGUCACGUCUGACUCGUUGUGGGAUAGCCUGAAGACGUCGUGCAUCCACAUGCAGAGGCCGGAUAUGGCGACUAUGUGUGACACGAGAAACUUGGAGGGUGUGUUCUUGGUUUUACAAGCACUGGAAAGACGCUUCUCUGACGUACUUGGUUUGUCGCGCAGGCAUUCGCACCCAGUUGGAGCGGGGAAUACAAGGGGUAUAAAUACUUCAACGUCAGGAAGGAUCUAUAGUACACAUUGUAAACCACGCAUACAUGGAGGCUAUUCGGAUCGUCGAAGCGACCACAUACUCCACGUGGACCCUGGCUACGGUCACAACCCGAGCCGCUGA
Molecule: messenger RNA, 2463 nt
Organism: Punctularia strigosozonata HHB-11173 SS5
Lineage: Eukaryota; Fungi; Basidiomycota; Agaricomycetes; Corticiales; Punctulariaceae
Exons: 8
Coding region: 1-2463 (820 amino acids)
Biological process (GO): protein import into peroxisome matrix, docking
Cellular component (GO): peroxisomal membrane; cytosol
Molecular function (GO): protein binding
Source: RefSeq, a predicted model, not a curated record